Molecule: messenger RNA, 1450 nt
Organism: Lotus japonicus
Lineage: Eukaryota; Viridiplantae; Streptophyta; Magnoliopsida; Fabales; Fabaceae
Product: polyprenol reductase 2-like
Exons: 6
Coding region: 160-1161 (333 amino acids)
Biological process (GO): polyprenol catabolic process; dolichol-linked oligosaccharide biosynthetic process
Cellular component (GO): endoplasmic reticulum
Molecular function (GO): 3-oxo-5-alpha-steroid 4-dehydrogenase activity
Source: RefSeq, a predicted model, not a curated record
AAUGAAACCGGAUCCCUAACCUAACCUCUUUCCGCACCCAAGUUCAUGUGCUGUCAAUUCCCCACGCUUCACUCCUCGUAUCUCAUUCUCUUAACAUAGAAUAGAAACUGUUGUGUUUUUCGCUGUUUAUGUCAGAACGAUCCAUCAUCAUCAUCAACAAUGGAGGUGCUUCUUGUUCAAUUGCUGAGGCUGGCUUGGAUCGCCGCCACAUUGCCCAUUAUCAUCGCUUCCAUCCCCACUCCCAAGCUGAACUGGCUCCGUCGAACCUUGCUGGGGUUCGCUAGAAGAGGGAAGAUCAUGCACUCGUCUUCCCAGAAAUUCACCAUUCCUCAGAGAUUCUUCUUGCAUUUCUACGCUGUGGCUUCCAUUUGGACAACGUUUCUGCUUGCCAUGACUUGGGUAUAUGCAUACAGAAUGGUGCCAAAUGUUUCAGAGUCAUUUUCUUAUUCUACUAUCACCAGCUAUUUGACUGGAGGUUCAUCUUUUAGAACUGGUUCAGAUAAAUUGAGGGAGAUAUAUGCUGCCUGGGAAGCUGUUUUUCUGCUUUUGUUGAUGGAGGUUCAAGUCCUCAGGCGCCUUUAUGAAUCUAUAUAUGUUUUCAAUUACAGCCCUUCUGCUCGUAUGCAUAUCCUUGGUUAUCUGACUGGGAUGUUUUUCUACAUAGCAGCACCAUUAUCGCUGUGUGGUGAUUGUGCAAUAGAGGCGUUUGGCUUACUAGAAAAUCUAUUGACUGAGUUCAUUGUCAAAGGCAAGAAUCAGAUGCAAGGAACAGAACUAGAAUUCUUUCAAGUAUUGAGUCCUCUCAUCAAGCUUGGGUGGAAGCACUGGAUCGGUCUUGCUGUCUUUUCAUGGGGAUGGAUUCAUCAGUACCGUUGCCAUCGAAUUCUUGGUUCUCUGCGAGAUUCAAGACAAGUAGAUGAGUAUGUAAUUCCUCGUGGUGAUUGGUUUGAAAUCGUUUCCUCCCCACAUUAUCUCUCUGAAAUUGUUAUAUACGCUAGUUUUGUGGUCGCUACUGGAGGAACCAAUCUAACAAUCUGGCUACUUUUUGUUUUUGUGGUAGCAAAUUUGACAUUUGCAGCUGUUGAAACUCAUAACUGGUAUCAUCAAAAGUUUGAAGAUUAUCCAAAUAGUCGGUUAGCUAUAAUCCCAUUUGUUCUCUGAGAUUGUAAGGCUAUUUUUGGAUAAAUCUCAACAACAGUGGAGACGAGUGCUAACACGCAGUUCAAGAUAAAGAGUGAAGGAGACUCUUUUUAUAAAUUUAGAUGAAAGUUCGUUCACAUUACACUAAACGGAUACUCAAACACAACCAAGAGUGUAAGACAAUGUGUAGUUAUCAUAAAUGUUGCAGUAUAAACUUCAUUAUUUCUCAGGAUGUACAUAGUUAUUAGUUAGUGCAUGUUGUUUUAUUUACAUAAAAGCUUAUAAUAAUCAAAGAGCAAUUCUUGUUUAA